UUGCUUUUUAAAAAUAAAAAAAUAAAAAUAAAAACGUUUUGGUCUCGCGCUCGCGGCCGUCUCCCUCCUCACCAUGACAACGACAGAUUUCUAGCAUCGUCAGAGGACAACCAACCCGUAAUCACCUUCGCGCAUGAUUUAGCGAGCUAGACGCGGCUGUUGUGUAACACACCGUGUUUUACAUGACUAUUACAGAUGUAUAUUUAAUGUAGGAAGGCCAUCUUUGCGGGGUGGAUGCGUCGGAGACCAGCGGGAGGCACGAGAGGGAGACGCCGUUUAAUUGCGUGAACAACAUGGCUCUUCUUCAGCAUCCCCGGCUGCUGCUGCUCGGUGGUGUUGUGCUGUUGAGCGCCGUCCAACGUAUCUGCACUCGGUCUUUGCCAAUAUCGGAUCUAAAAUCCAAAAUAUCAGGCGUGGAGGAGCUGUUGGAGGAAUUCCGCAAGCAGCUCCAGCAGGACCAGACGUACAGGACAGGCGAUGUGACGGACUCCUGUGUGGGCGACUUUAACGCCGUCGGGGAGCGCAUCAUCCGAGCCAAGGCCUCCAUCGAGCAGGGGGCCACCUUCCUGUUAGCCCCGGACAGGGUGUACACCCCGAAGGACUGUCUGCACGCCUGCUGCUCCCAGCCUCACUGCACCGUGGCGGUGGUCCAGCAGGACCUGAGGCAGCCCGGGGACAGUCUCAGCUGCUACCUGUUCAACUGCACCUACAGGAAUAAAAAUGUCUGCUCAUUUGCACCGCAACAGGGCUUCACUACAUACAGCCGGACUCCCAACACAACGCUGGGACACCUCCCUGCUACAUCCAGCGGUGCAGCCAGGAGGCCCGGGGAAGGACAUCCGGAUGAGGUGGAUACACAAGAUGUGGAUGAGCCUCCUCGCAGUGAUGCUGGACAGGAUGUGGUGAUCCAGCUGCCCACAGACUGGGCUGUCCUGGAUGGACGGGACAGUGUGGACGACCAUGGCAUAAGCCACUAUGAAUGGACCCUCGUCAAGGGGGACACAGCCAUCAAUAUGAAGGCAUCUCAUCCUGGGCUCCUGAAGAUCAGCGGUCUCCAGGAGGGAGUCUACUCCUUCCAAAUGACUGUCACUGACACAGCGGGCCAGAAAAGCUCUGACAACGUCUCUGUCACUGUGCUGGCCCCAAAACACCAAGCAGAAGUGUGUACAGGCCUCUGUUCAAAGUACCAGUUCAAGUGUGAUGACGGCUGCUGUAUUGACAUCACCUACGCCUGUGAUGGGAAGCAACACUGUCCUGACCGCUCUGAUGAAGACUUCUGCCCAAUGUUUGACAGCAACAGGAAGUCAGUGACCCACACUGCUGAUGUGUCAAACCCUCAUCGGCCUGUAGCCCAGACAGAUGAGGCAGAGGAUGGCUCCAUGCUCCAGACUGGGCCCAGAAAGACCACAGAGAACAUAACACCUCAGGACAGGAGCCAUGCCGCUCCUCCACAAAGUCCCACUCAACAGGAGGCUUCAGCCAGUCAUGAUCCAUGUGCUGCAGCUCCAGUUGUCGGACCCUGUAAAGGCACCUUCCCACGCUGGUACUAUGACCAAAAGGAGGGAGAAUGCAAACACUUCCUGUAUGGUGGUUGCCAGGGCAACCAUAACAACUUCCUCCAGGAAUCUGACUGUGUCAGUGAAUGUAUACAGAAAGGUCCGGCUUUCAAACCAGCAACUGUGGCUCCUCCAAUAACCAAACAGACUGAGAUAGCUGGCCCUAGAGUCCCCCAGAGCCAAGCAGAGAGCGACGUCCCUGUCUCCAAACCAUUUCCAGUAGUAGGAGGACAUCCAGUACCAGAGUCAGGUGCAAUUCUUCCUCUGGCUCUCGGCCUGAUCAUCACUGCACUGCUGCUGCUUAUGAUCGGCUGUCGUCUCAGACUUGUUCGACACAAGUUAAAGAAAGCUCGACCCCUCACCACGGAGGAGUCAGAUUACCUCAUCAACGGCAUGUACCUGUAGCCAAUCAGCCACGGGCAGCAAACGGAGAGCGCCGAAAUCUGAGUAAGAAACACGGGUGUUGUCACCACAGCCUGAGCCAGGACUUUUUGAAUUUGCACUCUGUUUCUUGCAGCCCAGCGUCUUUAAUUUGUCCUAACUUCAGGGUGGAAACAUCCCAUAUCUCUUCUGUGGUGAACGUUUUCUGAACAUCACCACCUGACUGGUGAAUCUGCUGAUAGACGCUGCCUUCAAAGCCAUUGACACAUAUUCAGAUGCUUGGGAAUUCAUAUGGUUUAAGAAAAUCUGAAUGAAUCCACGAUGAAAGAGUCUGCUUUGCUAGUUCGAUACUGAUAUCCUGCUGUAAACAUUCCCCCCAGGGACUUCUGGGAUAUAUACAGUAGAAGAUACUCUAUUUCCCCCUUUACUAAAAUUAAAUCUAUUUCUAAAACACAGGUUACUUUGAUGCCAAACGUUUUUAUUUCCACUUGUGAUGUAUUUUUCCUAAUUAGUGCUGCACAAAAACAUGGUGUUUCUGCCAUUGGGUGGCACUAAUGUGGCAUGUUUGUGCUGUACAUUUGAUUUGAAGUUAACUUGGCUGAAGAGCAGAAAUGUAACGCAUUGGAGUGCCUGUCAUAGCUGAUUAGCAAUUAGCAACAAAUUAUACUUCAGAAUCACAUAAAGCCAUAGCAAAUUCUGUCAAACUCUAUUCCUGUCUAAAUGUUGUUGCAUAUAUUUCUUUAUUGAGCAAACUAUGUGGAGUAUCUACUAUAUUUGCACACAUGUAUUCCCCUCAAAGUGCUGUCUUUAAUGUGAGAAAUUAAAGUUUAUUAUAUAUCAAAACACUGGUGAGAUCUGUUGAUAAAGUAAUUCACAAAACAGCAACUCUCAACCUUUUACCACAUCUUUACUUAAGGUCAUUAUUUGUUUUAUUAGUUGUUUGUUCAUUUAAAAGACCGAAAGGUUUACACUACACAUUACACCCAAAUUAUUGGCAGUUUUCAUUCAAAACGGAUCAACAUGUUUUUAUUUAAAAGUUUACUAUUUUAGAAAAAAAAGUAAAAUAUUUUUCCACCAGCCAAAUCAUGUGAAAACCACCAUAUAGGGAAAAAUACUUUACAAAACUUAGAUGUGAAAAUCAUUUAAAAUCAGCAGAACAUUUUACAAACAAUUUUUUGGUGGCUAGUCACACAAUUCUUGGGGUUGUGCUUAAAGAAUCUGGACUCCUGACCUCUGUCAUUCUAAAAUACUUGUUCCCGCCCUGCCUGCAAGACUUCAUAAUGAAAUAUAUAUUUAACACAAGGUUGCGGCCUGCACACAAGAGAUUCAACAACAAAAGGCAGAAAAAAAACAUAAGCAUCUUUUUAUUUUUCAUGUGCCAUUCCAGAAAUUGUGAAAGCCAAAUAUCAUCCGUCUUUCAAAAUAAAAUGUGCUUUUUUUCGAUUUCAAGAAAACAGACAUUCAUUUGCUUUAUAUUGUUGGGAGUUUAUUUUGGCAAUCAGUGACUACCCCAUUUGGUAUCAGUCACCAGAAGAGCCUGCGCAAAUCGUUAAUGAAAUACCAGCGGCGGAAAGCAACAGAUCACCAGGUGGAAAGCACAGCCCUGUAUGUGUCGGUGUUAUUAGUGCUCAGCUCUCUUUGCAGUACGUGCAGUAUAAUCCAAUGUGUUACUUAUUCUAUGUGUAGAAUGACAUAAGAGUGCUGCACAUCCAACAGGACAUGUGGGUUACAUCAGCCAUUGUGUUGCCUGUGUGUGUGUGUGUGUGUGUGUACUAAUACUGCUGGCAAAAGCUCAUAUUUUAGCAGAGAAGUCUACAGUUAGAUGAUCCACACACACACGCCGUAGCUAGGUGAGUUAUCUAUAAGUUUCAGGCUUUCCUCGUUGUUGUCCGGCGUUCCUCCUACAGUCAGCUUUGAUGCUGCUGAAAUGUUAUACUGCAAAAAUGGCUGAUUGCAAAUCAAAUAAACCACA
This is a messenger RNA of Etheostoma spectabile (orangethroat darter), 3909 nucleotides long. RefSeq names its product low density lipoprotein receptor-related protein 11 (gene lrp11). The transcript has 10 exons. The coding region runs from base 294 to 1961 and encodes 555 amino acids. Lineage: Eukaryota; Metazoa; Chordata; Actinopteri; Perciformes; Percidae. The record is from RefSeq and is a predicted model, not a curated record. Gene Ontology annotation, molecular function: protein binding; serine-type endopeptidase inhibitor activity.